AUGAACAACAUGCAAGCGGGAGGUGUCGGCUACCAACUUCACCGUCCAUACUGUCCACUGCCAAAGGAAUAUUACUGUCUGUCCACUGUGUCAGGAACCCGUCCCUCGCUCCACCUACCAACAACAUGUAGAGAUGAAUCACAAGUCGGUGUCGUGUUCCAAGUGUGGACAAGUGGGUCUCUACAUAUCUUCUCUCAUGAGAAGGAGGAGUGCCCGCGGCGGCUGGUAGCAUGUCAGCACUGCGAACUCGAGGUAGCAUCGGCAGAGUUAGGGCGUCAUCUCGAGUACUGUGAGGCCAGGACGGAGCGUUGUAAAGGCUGUACCAAGUACGUCCAGUUUAAAUACCUUCAGUUUCACUACGAGAAUGACCACAAGUAUCUCAAACCCGAGGAUAAAGCGGAUAAGAAUGGCUCAGAUGACGAAGGCGCAGAAGAGUGUCCCAUCUGCCUCGGACCAGUGACUUUGCCCCUGGCUCUGGAGUGCGGCCACACCUUCUGCAUGGUCUGUGUUAAGGGCAUCGCCAACACCACCAAGAACUGCGCCAUCUGUAGGAGGGACAUACCCAGGGACAUGUUGAUGGAUAUAAGGUUCUGCCGGGAGGAGGACAUCAUCAAAAACUAUGUCAACAAACCCAGGAAUAAGAAGAACACCCGCAGCCACAGUGUACCCAGCCGCACCUCCUCCUACACCCCCACUACACCCAGACGCCUCAACCACCACACCACUCAGGACUAUGACGAUAUGGUCUCGGCUCUUCUCUCCACCCGCACCUCCUCCACGUCUUACCGGUACCAGCGGCCUGCCAAUACCCACACUCCUCCCUCCUACACCCCUUACUCCUCUUCCUCCACUACCAGCACCACCACCUCCACCACCUCCUGCCAGGACUCCUGCAAGGACUCUGAUAAAGAGUCCGUCAAGGAUGAUGACUGCUGCUGUUCCUCCUCCUCCACCACCUCUACAUCGCCCUCUUCCUCCACGACUUCCACUGCCACCUCAACCAGCGCCUCCUCCUCCAUCUGCGCCAUCACCACCACCACUUCAUCCUCGGCCUUGAAGCCCUCAUCUACCACCUCCUCAUCAAGGACGGCCACCAACUCCUCCUCAGCAAGGUCUUCCAACUCCGUCUCCUCCUCCAGCAACAGGAUAGUGUCAUCCUCCAACAACAGGUCCACCACGUCCUCAGACACAAGGUCCACCUCCACCGCCAACCAGUCCGAAACAAAGUCUUCCAUCUCAACCAGUACCUCGUCCUCCUCUUCCACCACUACCUCCUCCUAUUCCGCCUCCAAUGGUGCCCGGCCCAGGAGACCCACGUCUCUGGCCCUGGAGACAUUCUCUGUACUGUCAGCCCUCUCCAGCUCCGUCAGUUCAGGCACCACCACCACCACCACCUCGGCCAGCGCCUCGUCCCGCUCCUCUGGUCCUAACAGCAAGGAGCCACCCAAGAAUGCGACCCAAGAGGAGUAUGACAGAUGGCUCGCCUUCCAGCUGGCUAAGGCUGAGGAUGACCUUCCACCAUCUGAGUUCAACCGCAAGCAUCGACCGACCUUCAGGCGGUCACUCUCCAUGCCUGAACGUGCGCAGGCGUCUUCAGACAGCAGUAGCAGCAGUGACUCUGAGGACUCCGACUCUCCCUCCUCCAGGGGCAGUUCCCGCCGCCCUCCAGCCUCCCCUAGGAAUGCUGCGGCCUCCUCUUCGUCCUCUUCUUCCUCCUCAGCCUCCUCUUCCAGCAGGAGUACCCCCAUUAGCAAGUCUUCCAGUGACUCCAACGCCGCCACCAGCAGCAGCAGCAGUAGCGUCCUCAGCACCGGCGCCAGACCCAAGAACACCGGCCUGAAGAAGAGAGUUUCCUUCAAGGAGGACACGCCUCCAGUACGUCGCGAGGCCCCCGUCAUGCUGCCCUGUGAGUUCUGUGACGAGAUGUUCCCUGAGAGAGACCUCAUGAGACAUCAGACCAGCUGUGAGCAGAACGAGACGCAGCUGCCUCGAACAUCCCGUCUUGCUCAGCGGUCGACGGCAGCCACCACAGCUUCCUCCAGCUCUACCACCAUCACAGCCAGCAUCAACAGCAGUAGUAGUAGGGUCACUUCAGUCAGUUCAUCUUCUAGUGUUACAGGCCAGACGUCGUCAGGUCCACCAAGAAGCGCAGGACCAGCUUCUCCAGCACCGAGAAAAACUACAGGAAGAACGCCCACCCCAGUGUGUACACCGCCGAGGAAGAGCAUCGCGCCUAACCCCUCCUCCAUUCCACCCAAAUCCUCAGACUCAGGUUCAUCUGGGAACAGAAAAAGCCCCGCACCCAUACCCCCGAGAACUCCCGUGUCCCCUACCAGGAGGAGCCCCACGCCCACAUUUGCGAGUGUGAGGAGCCCGACGUUCAGUCCACCUCCCAGUUGUCCUCCGUCAGUCAGCCCGCCACCAGCCAGUUCUCCGGCCACCACCACCAUCACCAUCGUCGACCAGCCGCCGUCAGUGGUGGUGUCACCCAGCCUCAGCUCCGGCAGUAGUCGUCCCUUCAGCGUGAGUCCAGCGCCCAGCGGGUCAACCAGCAACAGUUCAGUCAGCAGCAACUCCGUGUCAACAACUCCGUCGACGAGCAGCUCCGCGUCUCCCGUGCCAGCAACCACACCCAACAGGGAACUGGCUCCCCCAGACACUCCCACUACUGACGUGGAGCUCGACUAUGACGACGAGGAGGGCCCUUAUAUGCGUCCUCGCCGAGGUCGACUUCUUUCCUCAGCCAUCUUCUCCUGGCGGAGCAUCUCUGCUACCGGCGCCGCCAACAGAAGGGGCUACGUGCGCUCCAACACUGCCCCACUGGAGGACACCGGAGUAGACGACGACACGCAGCAGGUACAACCUGUGACCACCAGUCGCUCUGCCACACAGCUGCCGGCCUCCCACAGUACAGACGCCGACACUCCCUCACCACAACCCACCAAAUCUUCUCAAGUAAAACAAAUUUCGCCCGUGCCACAGCCGGCGCCCGUCCAGGACCACGCUGAACCUGUCUUUAUUAAGAACCCGAACAAGUACCGUGCGCCGCCACCCCCACAGUCACCACCCAAGGUAUCAUCACCACCACCACAGCAGCAAUACAAGUCGUCAACAACCUCCUCUUCACACACUCAAACGAACGGCUACGUCAAGAGCCCAACGCCUUCAGUCAAGACAGCAGUGUCUCAGGAAAAACCUCAAGUGAACGGCCACGUAAAUGGCUUCAUCAAGUUCGACAGUAAACCUAUGAUGAAUGGCCUCGUCCCCAAGGAGAUGCUCGAUGUCAUCCCGUGCGAGUUCUGUAAACAGGUCUUCUCUCCGGAGAAAUUUCAAAGCCAUCAGACCAUGUGUGAGGCGACAUACCGGCCACCAGUCCUGCGACCCACCUCGCCCCUGGACCAGUCCACCACGCAGAAGAGGAAGAGUCCGAUCCCCGCCAGGCACAACAAGGGUCCAGCUCCUCCGCCUCCUGACGACAUCAUCAUCACAGACGCCACCAAGACCUCCAGCACCUACGAGACCUCAAAGACCUCUGACACCUCAAAGAAGUCCUUCACUUCAGACACUGCAAAGACCUCCUCCUCUUCCUCGUCUUCCUCCACUUCUUCAGACACCCGGAAGUUUUCCUCCUCCUCCAUCACCAGAAACCGAAUGGAAAGGUCACAGUCAGUCCUGGACGACAGGAUCUCGUACAGUGAGAAAGUCCGCGUCAGCCGCCGUCUGGAGCGAGCGUCCAGCAUCUCCAGGUCUUACUACACCUCCAGCCCAAGCCCGAGUCUGGGGCGGCGCUGGAGCUCCCGUGAGGUCCUGCACAGCAACGGUGUGGAGUCCCCGACGUCUUAUGCGUCCAGCAGCGGCGGGUGGGGCAGCAGCACUAGCAACCUCGUCUGCAGCACCAACACCUUCACGUCAGGUCGCGGCUGGUCCUCACACCUCAACAUGGUGCGUGAUGAUGUAAGAUCCCGCGCCGCCGCCGCCAGUGCCGCCGCUGCCGCCAGCGCCGCUGCUGCUGCCGCCUACUACGAGGACGAAGUUGACCUUGAUAAUGGUGUGGAGACAGAGAUUGGUAGAGAAAUUAGCCAAUCACAAGCCACCAAAACACUGCUGGGUGAAAUGAGCCAAUCACAAGCCACCAACACACUGAUUGGUGAAAUGAGCCAAUCACAAACCAGUAGAAGUACUAAACAAUCGGUAUUCGGCGAAAUGAACCAAUCAAAAGCCAGCAGAAGUAUCAACCAAUCGGUAUUCGGUGAAAUGAGCCAAUCAAAAGCCAGUAGAAGUAUUAACCAAUCGGUAUUCGGUGAAAUGAACCAAUCACACGCCAGUAGAAGUAUCAACCAAUCAAUGCUAAGCGAAAUGAACCAAUCACAGGGCGGCAGAAGUGUCAGCCAAUCAGUGCUGUGCGAGACGAGCCAAUCACAAGCCAGCAGCUGCAGUAACAACCAAUCGCUGUGGAAUGAUGUAGAGGAGGCGCUGAACAAGACGGGAAUUACCCACACUGCUGUCCACAAUGGUGGCGCCAGGUACAGGGAGAGGAGCAGCAGUAGACCUCGACCGUCCUCAAUGUACAGUACAAGUGAUUCCUGGGGAUCAAUGUAUGACCUCCACUCUCCCUCACGACAGUUCAACAUCUCGGACGCUUUCUCAUCCGCUUCUCUCGCCUGCAAGCGGCUCAAGAAGUCGCCCAAGAAGUACCGAGCGCCACAACCCCCAUGCAAGUCGACGUGACCCCGUGAAGUCGACCUGACCCCAUGGAAGUCGACGUGACCCCAUUGGAGUCGACUGUGCUCCGUGCAAGUCGAUCUCUUGUCAUGAGAGUCGUUUUGACCUACGUGACCAAAUACAAGUUGACCUGACCUGUUAACUCGACCCAGGUCCAUACAGGUCGAAGUGACACAACACAGCCGACCUGACAGGGACGCGUGUGUCUGCCGCAACGACAAUAACGAUGAUGAUUUCCCUAAGAACGACUAUCAUAAACAGAGACAACACGAGCACUCACCAGCGCCUGACGUCCAUUUUCAUCCUCGUAACGACAAGUGGCGUUGUUGUGUCGUGUGAGCACAACAAGGAGGCAACACGAUCAUGGUCUCACUGAUGACUCUUGUGGCAGAAGCAACAAGAUAUAUACAGAGUAACACAGGUACACGUCCAGGUUCAUGCACUGUUGUGGAAGACCCUCGUUAUGACCCGUCUAGUCAACCAGUCUUGGACACUGAGCUUCAUAACUUCAUAAGUGUAGAAAUAUAAUGACGUGGUUCUUCCCUCUGUGUGACUUGUUAUGGCACCAGUUUGUCUCGGCUGAAGGAGAGCAUUUUUGCAUAUCUUACCAUAGUGUGAAGCCCCUUGGCAGUAAUCUGUGUUAUGGGGAGGUAAGGUGGGGGCGUUGUUGUACAGUCCCUUGAUGUAAAUAAAUAUCCCGGCGGCUACAGGAGACUCCAGUGUCCGCCUCCCUCAAGAUACUCGUCUGUAUAUAGGGUCGAGAGCGAUGUCUAUUGUUACUAUGGUGAUUUAAGACUUACAAGUGUGUAGUUCUGGCGACUGUAACGAUCAUGUACCUCAUUAUAACGGUGCCCUUCAAGACCAACCUCUAGGUCCUUCUAAUGGCCUCUGGAUCUAGGUGGUCUCUUGUAGGUGUCGGUCCACUAAGGCUGAGUCUCUCCUGGUGGUGACCUCCUGAAGCUCUGAGACUUCCUAGGGGAAAUUCUACCUUCGUUUGUCACUGACUUCAUUUUGGGAUACUCACAGGGACCUCGAAACACUCACAGGGACUUCGAGACACUCACAGAGACCUCGAGACACUCACAGGGACCUCGAAACACUCACAGGAACCUCGAGACACUCUCAGGGACCCCGAAGCACUCACAGGGACUUCGGGACACUCACAGAGACCUCGAGACACUCACAGGGACCUCGAGACACUCACAGGGACCUCGAGACACUCACAGGGACCUCGAGACACUCACAAGGACCUAUGAACACUCACAAGGACCUAUGAACACUCACAAGGACCUAUGAACUCUCACAAGGACCUGUGAACACUCACAAGGACCUAUGAACACUCACAAGGACCUAUGAACACUCACAAGGACCUAUGAACACUCACAAGGACCUAUGAACACUCACAAGGACAUAUGAACACUCACAAGGACCUAUGAACACUCACAAGGACCUAUGAACACUCACAAGGACCUAUGAACACUCACAAGGACCUAUGAACACUCACAAGGACAUAUGAACACUCACAAGGACCUAUGAACACUCACAAGGACCUAUGAACACUCACAAGGACCUAUGAACACUCACAAGGACAUAUGAACACUCAGAGAUGGGAAGAACUUUGACCAACAUGUUCAGGUAGUAAAGAUCACUCUUCUCUGAGAUAUUAAGACUUGUUCAAUGUUCCUCAGAUAAUGUUCACUAAUCUCUAGUUCUAUAUCACGUGUUGAAGAAGAUUUUUUAUAUUAUUUCUUCUUCUUCUUCUUGACUGUUACUGUUGUGUUAUUGAUGUACAGCAGACAACUGUAAGAGCCCUUCCUGAGGUAUGAUAAUCACUGAUUUUACUCUCCUGUUACUUCUAAUAUGUAAUUUAUUGCCCUCUACAACCACAAUAAGGGUGAUUUAUCCUUCUCCUAAAUCACCUACGAGGCUACGUUAUUAUUUGUCUGCAAUCACUGCCAUCGUACUGCCAAAAUGACUUUAAAUUACCCUAUUAAGGUAAUUUUGUUUCAUAUGGUAGUUUACUGAGUUGCCAGAUACGACUUUUCGAAACUGUCUGUCGAUGUAAGCUUAAUUAAGGUUAGUUAUCGAACAUUGUACGAGUAAUUCCUGCCAGCUGUAUGAUGAUUAAUUCCUACCACUUGUAUAAUGGUUGACUUGUGCCAGAUGUACAAUGGCUACUUCCUGCCAAAUGUAUGAUAACUGAUUCCUGCCAGUUAUAUAUAAUACUUGAUUCCUACCAGUUUCAUACUGUCAGUUCUAUGAUAACUUAAUAUUGCCAGUUGUACGAUAAUAUUAGUAACUGUAAGAGAAUGAGUAUUGCCAGAUAAAUGGUAAUGGUUUAUUGGUUUCUGCCAGAAGUAUGAUAACUGCUUGUGCCAAAGAUGGAAGUUUGGCGAAUAUUGUGACUAAACGAAUAUUUUUGGUGAUGUUGAAGGAGGAAAGUUUGGUGGCAUCUAUUAACGAGAUAAACAAACAACGAAUAUUUAACUAAUAUUCAGUGUCCAGCAGGGAAGUUUGUUUUGCAUUUGUGACGUUAUAAGUUAGUUUUAUAUCAUCUGGGAGUUGUUUUCUCAACCAGGCCGUGUUGCUGCUAGCUUACUACACACACAGCAACACGGAGAGGCUGGUGGAGAGGUGUGUCAUCUUCACUACACUGCCAGAGUGGUGUGGCCAGCGUGGUGUGGCCAGAGUUGUUUGGCCAGCGUGGUGUGGCCAGAGUGGUGUGGCCAGCGUGGUGUGGCCAGAGUUGUUUGGCCAGCGUGAUUUGGCCAGCAUGGUGUGGCCAGCGUUGUGUGGCCAGCGUGGUGUGGCCAAAGGUUGUAAGAGUACACUAAAUAUAUAGCCGUUUAAGUUAUAUUUUUUGGGUAAACUAACUUGUGGUGGUUGGUGGCUCUCCUCAUUAGUGACAGCCACGCCUACCUACUUUUGGCUAUUGGGCGACCAAUCAGCAGAGUGUACAGGUGUAGCUGAUCAUAUGAUUGGAGAACCAGACCAUAACAGUGUUGGUGUACCGAACAAACCCUAAUGUACUGUGUAUAGUUAACUUUGAGCAUAAGUGUUUAAGUGUGUCUUGAAUAUUGUGAAAUACUUAAAUGUUGGAUGCUGCUGUUUGUAAGUACGAUGAUAAUUAACGGAUAUACUUAAGUUAACUUUAUAAAUUAAGACUUUUCUAUUAUUAUGAUUACUAUCUUGAGAACACUGGGAAUAUACGAGUUUUAAAUCUCUUCAUUGUUUCCUUGGUAAUAUUCGCAUCAUUAUUACGUAUCCUUCGCGUUACAGUAAGUGAAGAAUAUUUCCCAUAAGCUUUUGUAAAUAUGUAUUUAUUGUGUGUGUGUGUGUGUGUGUAUGUCUGUGUGUGUGUGUGUGUGAAAGGUGAGGGUAACGCGCCAACCAGUUUUUUUUCCUAAGUAAAUGAGAAAAAAGUUGUAUAUAAGAUUGAUCUUUAAUGAGGUAUUGGUGAGUCUUUAUGGGGGCAACUUGUUGUCUUCUACAUUAAGACCUUUGAAAAUAAUUGAAAAUAAUCCUCAGAAAAAGACUCCCCUCCCCCCCCC
Molecule: messenger RNA, 8273 nt
Organism: Homarus americanus (American lobster)
Lineage: Eukaryota; Metazoa; Arthropoda; Malacostraca; Decapoda; Nephropidae
Product: serine-rich adhesin for platelets-like
Exons: 15
Coding region: 1-4728 (1575 amino acids)
Biological process (GO): Wnt signaling pathway; ubiquitin-dependent protein catabolic process
Cellular component (GO): nucleus; cytoplasm
Molecular function (GO): zinc ion binding; poly-ADP-D-ribose binding; ubiquitin protein ligase activity
Source: RefSeq, a predicted model, not a curated record